Molecule: messenger RNA, 1020 nt
Organism: Penicillium maclennaniae
Lineage: Eukaryota; Fungi; Ascomycota; Eurotiomycetes; Eurotiales; Aspergillaceae
Exons: 3
Coding region: 1-1020 (339 amino acids)
Biological process (GO): transmembrane transport
Molecular function (GO): transmembrane transporter activity
Source: RefSeq, a predicted model, not a curated record
AUGCCUACACACUUCGGCCUUGAUCAACAUACUCCCUCAUUCAGAACGAGAGCAUCUUAUCGCUCAUUCGCCAACCUCGACCUCGUAGGGUCAUUUCUAGUGAUGGCUGGCUCGUUCUUACUUGUCACUGUCCUAAAUGAAGCGAACCUGGCAUUUCCUUGGGGUUCGGGAGCUGCAAUAACUCUCAUUGUUCUCACGGCAGUUGCCUGGGUUGCCUUUUUCUCCUGGGAAUGCUAUAUCUCGGACAUUCCUGGCAAAGAUCCGAUCUUUCCCAAACGUUGGCUUUUUGAGCGCCCAUGGAUGGGCAUCUUGCUUUGCUCGUUUGCCAUCGGUGCGCCACUCAACGUCGUCCUCGUCUACGUUCCCCAGCAAGCCCAGCUCCUGUUGGGCAAGUCGCCUCUUGAGUCCGGCAUCUACCUGAUUGGGUAUUCUGCCGUUGCAGCCGUUGCUGCGGUUGCCAUCAAUCUUGCCAGCUCAAAAGGACGGAUACCGUUCGUAUACUCUCUGCUUGUGGGCUGUACAAUCCACACUGUGGGCGUUGGGCUCCUAUCGACUAUCGCCACUGAGAAGGGGUUCCAAGCCACUGAUAUCGUCUAUGGUGUCAUUGCUGGUGCAGGGCUUGGAUCAACGAUGGGAAUUCUUGUUCUAUCUAUACCAUACAUAGUCGAGGACAGAGAUCUUGCGAUUGCCACUGGUGCAGUCGUUCAGUUCCGCUUCCUGGGCGGCGCUGUUGGUCUGGCCAUUGCAUCCAACAUUCUUAAUGGCCGUUUGGCGCAUCACUUACACGGAUUUCUGACCAGACAUGAAUUACAUUUGUUCUUAGAAAAUGUGAAAGCGAUAAACUCUCUGUCCCCCAAUCUUCAAGAGGGCGUGAAGGGUGUCCUUGCAGACAGCUUCACCACCCAGCUGAGAGUUAUGAUCGGAUUCGCUGCGGCUUCUGUACCGGCAGCUCUGCUACUAUUAAAGCCAGGCAGAAGACAGCUUGCGGCCGACCGGUAUUGUGGUUUAUUCUCGGGGUAG